AUGCGGUGGCGGCGCUGCCUGCUUCGUGGUCUGCGGGCCGUGGCGUGCGUGUGGUGCGUGUGCCUCGUGCUGCAGUGGUCGAUGGCUGGCACGUACCACACGGCGCCGUGGCCGCGGCAUGCACUCAUGCUUACUGCGCAUCCCGACGACGAGUGCAUGUUUUUUGGGCCGAUCAUCCAGAGCCUCGUGCAGCACGGCGUCACGGUAUCGGCGCUAUGCCUGUCGGAGGGCAAUGCCGAGGGGCUCGGGCGCGUGCGUGCGCAUGAGCUGACGCGCAGCUACAGCGUGCUGGGCGUGCCGCGCGAUCGCGUGACGUGCCUUGAUGACGCGGCGCUGCAGGACGGCAUGGACGUGUCGUGGAGUGCCGCGUACAUUCGGCGCCUCCUGGCGCAGUAUGUCGAGGACCACGCGGUGGAUGUCGUCAUUACGUUUGACGAGCGCGGCGUGUCGCUGCACCCGAAUCAUCGCGCGGUCUACGACGGUGCGCGGCUGUGGGCCGAGACGCAUCCUCGGCGGCUGUGGACGCUGGAUACGCUCACGUGGCGGACCAAGUUUGCGGGCCCUGUCAGUGCGGUGCUGCAGCGCUGGAGUGCGUCCGACUGGGUCGUACUGGCGUCGUGGCGUGCGUACGCGACGAGUCUGGCGGCCAUGUGGCAGCACCGCACGCAGCUCGUGUGGUUCCGCUAUCUGUACAUGGCGUGUUCGUCGUACAUGCAGGCCAAUCGGCUGACUAUGGUACAAGGUGGCUAG
Messenger RNA from Malassezia restricta, 750 nucleotides. Its product is annotated as N-acetylglucosaminylphosphatidylinositol deacetylase. Gene Ontology annotation, cellular component: endoplasmic reticulum. The record is from RefSeq and is a predicted model, not a curated record. The transcript has a single exon. Gene Ontology annotation, biological process: GPI anchor biosynthetic process. Gene Ontology annotation, molecular function: N-acetylglucosaminylphosphatidylinositol deacetylase activity. The coding region runs from base 1 to 750 and encodes 249 amino acids. NCBI's taxonomy places the organism in Eukaryota, Fungi, Basidiomycota, Malasseziomycetes, Malasseziales, Malasseziaceae.